AUGAGUUCCAACAGCGGCUUGGCCGAAGCCUUCAACCCCGGGACCGCAAGCACUAGAUCCACACCAACGGUGCGACCGCGAACUCGCCGCUUGAUCUCCAUCGUCGACAGUGACAAUGAGGAUGGUGGGAGGCAAAUGCAGUCCUUCGGACUGUCGUCGAUGCUGUCCUCGGAGUCGGUCGUCCGCUCUCGCGGUGCCACUCCAUCGCCAAACCCAUCCCGCGGAGUGUCCCCUAUUCCGAUGAGACAUCCAUCUCGAGCUACCGAAUCCUUCAACCGCAUUCGAGGAAACAGCUCCCUAGGUGGGUUUCGUCAAAGACAUGAGGACUGGACCCAAGUUGGCUUAGACAAUAUUUCUUCUAUAGAUUUUCUGGAUGCAUCCUGGUCAUCGCUGCAAAGCUUGGCCUCAUCAGUAUUAGGGAGCGAUAUGGCGCGACCGGCUCCCAACGGCACCGCGCGAGGUCAUGCCCGGAAACCCUCCCGACCGGACUUAUAUUCGAGACCACCCCCUCGUUCAUCCAUACCUGCGUCAUGGGGGCCAUCGGCUCCGUCGACACCGGAAGUUGGAGUGGGGACCAAGGAAGAACGGCAGGCAUUGGUGCAGGCAAAGAAACGCGAGGCUCUUCUGCUGGCCGACACCGGGCCAGCUUGGGCCCCCGGUUCGCGACACAAGCGGCGGGAUUCGAGCGACCAAACGGGUCAUUCCAACAUUGACCCGGAGCAGGAUGAGGACGCGCUAGUAUACAUACACCAUGUGCAACCGACAGAUACCAUCACCGGUGUUACGAUACGAUAUGGCUGCCAGCCGGCAAUUUUCCGAAAGGCCAACGGAUUCUGGCCCAGCGAUAGCAUACAAGGCCGGAAAACGGUUCUCCUGCCGGUUGCCGCUUGCUCGAUCAAAGGACGGCCAAAACGGAGUGGGCCCGACGCUGGCCUACUGAACGGUACCCAUGAGUCUCUGGAAGACUUGAAUGGAAGCUCGAUUGCACCCACUGCGGUACCGGGACAUCCGAAAUCGGAACCACCAAGUACUAUGCACGAAGGAGACGGGGACCGGGUGUGGAAGCACGAGUCCUGGGUAGAGAUCGAAGGAUUCAGUGCGCCAGUCGAGAUAGGGCGCAUUCCUCGAGGCGCAUUGGGGUUUUUCCCACGCACACGGCGAAAAUCGGUGUCUUAUACCGACUCCGUACCAUCGCCAUCCUCGGAUCAGGCACGAACGGCAACGGCUUCUUCUGUAUCCUCAUCACCGGCUGAAUCCCAGUCCUUCCAGCCUCCCAUAUUCCAAUGGAACCGCCAGUCCACCGACCCCUCUUCUCCCAAGAACCCUAAGAACCCCAGGAGGCCCGGAACCCGGCAUCAGCGCCAACACAGCGGCAUUCAAUUCUCCGCCCCCGGCGUCGGCACACUCGACCGCGACAUCACCGCCCCGGGCCCCGCGAUGGACGGACUGAGCAAGUUCUUCGCGCAGCACCUCCCCAACCUUGCGCCCGCAACCCGACCCCCGAACUUCGACACCACUUCCGAUACCCCCACCGCCUCCGCCGUCUCCAACACCCCCACUGGCCUCGAGAACAUCGGCGGGGCCGUGGAAUCGUGGGUCCGCAAGAUGACCACCCGCGCCAAAGCCAGCCUCAACGACCUGCAGCAAGCAAGCGGCACCCCCGCCAGCACCGACCCCACGGUCCAGAUCCAAACCAGCGGCCGUCGCAAUCUGGGCGAUCUCAUCGAGCUGAACGAUGGACUAGAGCCGGCAGCACCCAACCCUCCCGGAGCAUCGACCUCCCUCCUCCCCAACGGAACAUCCUCCACAUCCUCAUCCUCGACUCUCAGAGGCCGCUUCCCCACCCCGUCACCUGGACGAUCGAGCAGGACUCAUCCAUCCAGGGAUCGGUUCAAGGAUGAUUGA
Messenger RNA from Aspergillus aculeatus ATCC 16872, 1905 nucleotides. Its product is annotated as putative LysM domain protein. Lineage: Eukaryota; Fungi; Ascomycota; Eurotiomycetes; Eurotiales; Aspergillaceae. The record is from RefSeq and is a predicted model, not a curated record. The transcript is spliced from 2 exons. Bases 1 to 1905 code for a protein of 634 amino acids.